AUAUAUAGAGGGAGAGAGGAUCAUUGCCUGAAAAUUUUCUUGGGAAAUCCCAAUCCUCUUCUCCUUAUUUCUUACCAAUUUCAAGUUUUAAUUUUUAUUAUAUUUUAAAAAAUAUCCAGUUAUAGAUCCUCGCCACCAAAACAGAGUCCCACAUAAUUACCUUUUAGAGAGAGACAGAAGGAGAAGACUAUCGGGGGUUUUGAAUUCGAUUGAAUAAUACGAAGAUCUGUCUCUCCGUCCGAGAGGAGAGAGAGAGACCCCAUUCCUGCUGUACAAUCCCCACAAGGAGGAGAGAGAGAGCCUGUAAUCAUGCCAUCAGGUGCCAAGAAGCGAAAAGCUGCCAAGAAAAAGAAGGAGCAGGAAACCCACAACGGCACAUCCAAUCCUCCUCCUCCUCAAGGAAGUAAUGAUGUGAACUCCCAAGAUAACGGAGUGCCUAGGGAUGAGGGGGCUGUUCAUAAAGUUGGAAUUGAGAGGGAACUGAAAGACGAUUCUGGGAGCAAAGAUGUGGUUAUUGAGGAUGCUAAGUCUGGAAAGGGAUCAUCUAACGGGGACGUUAGAAGCUCUAGCAGUAGUAGUUCAGAUGAAGAGUCUCGGGUUGUCAAUAGAAGGCGAAAGGAGGAUACCUAUGCUUCAGUUCCGGAGGAAAAAAUUCAUAAUGAAGAUGUACCAGCUGGGAAGACUACAAGUUCAGCUACUACAGAGAGUGUCCCUUCUGUUGAUUCUGUUAAGCAUGAGGUUUCUGUCACAGAAAGUACGCUAGAUGAAAGUGCAGCGAUCUCCAAUGAUGUAGUAAAUGCGGGGUUAGAGAAUGGUACAGAGACAUCACUGCCUAUUGGGGAUCCUGUAUCAAAGAAAACUAAGGAUAAAUCAUUGCCAUUACUGAAUGAUACUGCCAAGGCAUCUUCGAGUGUGGUGGAAUCUGCGUCUAAAGAAAAUGAGAGUAAAGCAUUGCCAUCAUUAGGUACUUCUCUGGCCCAAGUUAGUAAUGAUGCUGAACCCAUCAAGGAUACUGAGGUUCCAGAAUAUUCUGAAAAGCAGCCUCUAGUAGCUCCGGCCCCACCCAUGGGGCAAAAAGCAUCUUGGCUUAGCUGCUGUGGAAUUCUGGAUGUGAUAACAGGCUCCGGUAGAUGAGUUCAGGAACAACGGAUGAAGCGGUUUUGUAACCAAAAAACGAGCAUGACGGGUUUCAGUGGACUCAUGAAGCUUAUGGAAGUGAAGAAUCAAGAACGUUCAGAGAAUUUUAUGAUAUUUCGAUAUUAGAACUUGUAUUUUUGUCCCCUAAAGAAUACUGGGCAAGAACCCGAUUAGAUAAAAACCAAUUUAAGAUUUGUGGUGGUGAUGGUGUUGGGAAUAGUAGGCAGCUUUAUAUCUCGUGCUUUUACAACCUUUCUUUCUUGUUAAUUUUGCAGACUAGUUUUCUCUGUUGUUUUUACUUCCUUUUUUGCAUUGGUAGGCCAGUGGUGUGACAUAAACUUGCAACUUCUUCUCAAUCAGUCUUCACUUGAUUGUUGUAGCCAA
Malus domestica (apple) is the source of this 1521-nucleotide messenger RNA. Its product is annotated as nucleolin 1-like. Lineage: Eukaryota; Viridiplantae; Streptophyta; Magnoliopsida; Rosales; Rosaceae. The record is from RefSeq and is a predicted model, not a curated record.